Molecule: messenger RNA, 485 nt
Organism: Mesitornis unicolor (brown roatelo)
Lineage: Eukaryota; Metazoa; Chordata; Aves; Mesitornithiformes; Mesitornithidae
Product: C-type lectin domain family 2 member A-like
Exons: 5
Source: RefSeq, a predicted model, not a curated record
AUGCACCCUACCGCCGAAGCCGAGGAGAAGCUGCAGAUGGUAUCUGAAGAUGAACUGAUGACUGAGACCACCAGGAUAGAACCUGUUGGGAAUGCAGAAUCCAGUAAGGUCGAACAAGAUGCCAGCAAGAAGAGACAACUAGUUUAUGUCGUUUGGCUCUGCAGCGCUUUUGUAAUGCUGGCGAUCAUCAUUGCAGUUGGUGCAAUAUUUAAGAUAUGGGACAAUGGAAAAUUUCCUCCUCAUGAGUGCCCCAGUGAGUGGAUAGGUUACAAGAAUAAAUGUUAUUUCAUCUCAGAGGACCAAAGAAACUGGACAUCUAGUCAGACCUUCUGCUCUAAGAAUGAAUCCUUGCUAGUCAUUUUUGAAAACCAGCAAGAAAUGCUUUCUCUAGCUAAACGUUUGCAAAUAGAUGACUCCUGGAUUGGAUUGCACAAGAAAGGUGAAAGCUUCUACUGGGAGAACGGUAUUGCUUUGGAUAUGGACUU